GUAGCGUUACUGCGGAAGCGGAUCCCUGAGAAAUCCUGGGAACAGGCAGCUGACAGCAGGCAGCAAGCAGCGCAUUGCAGGCGCCAGACAGCGGGGCAGCAUGAGCCGGACUCCAGCCUUUCUGAGCGCUGAGGAGGUGGAGCGGUACCUGAGCAGCUCCAGCCUCCUGAUAACACCCCUGGAGAAGGCUCUGGCCAACUUCUCUAGCGGACCGGAAGGAGGGGUCGUGCAGCCAGUUCGCACGGUGGUGCCUGUGGCCAAACACAGAGGUUUCCUGGGUGUCAUGCCUGCCUACAGCGCUACUGAAGAUGCACUUUCCACAAAGCUAGUAACCUUCUAUGAGGGCCAGAGCACCUCUGCUAUCCCUUCACAUCAGGCCACAGUGUUGCUCUUUGAGCCCAGCAAUGGUUCACUACUCUUGAUCAUGGAUGGAAGUGUAAUUACAGCAAAGAGGACAGCUGCUGUGUCUGCUAUUGCUACCAAGUUUUUGAAACCCCCUUCAAGUGAAGUUUUGUGCAUACUUGGUGCUGGUGUCCAGGCGUACAGCCAUUAUGAAAUCUUCACAGAACAAUUCUCUUUUAAAGAGGUCAGGAUAUGGAAUCGCACCAAAGAGAAUGCUGAGAAGUUUGCUCAGACGGUGAAGGGGGAUGUGCAAGUCUGCUCCUCUGUCCAAGAGGCAGUGGCAGGUGCUGAUGUGAUCAUUACUGUCACCAUGGCAACAGAACCCAUUUUAUUUGGAGAAUGGGUGAAGCCAGGAGCCCAUAUCAAUGCUGUUGGUGCCAGUAGACCUGACUGGAGAGAACUGGAUGAUGAGGUUAUGAAGAAUUGUGUUCUGUAUGUAGAUUCUUGUGAGGGAGCCCUCAAGGAGUCUGGAGACGUCAUAUUGUCUGGGGCUGAGAUCUUUGCAGAGCUGGGAGAAGUGGUGAAGGGAGUGAAGCCAGCUCAUCGUGAGAAAACUACAGUUUUCAAAUCUUUAGGAAUGGCAGUGGAAGAUACAGUUGCAGCGAAACUGGUCUAUGAUUCUUGGUCAUCUGGUAAAUGAAGCAGAGAACCUAGCAUUGAGAUGCUGCGAUGUAAAGACCUAUUACUGCUUCUUGUCUCUCAUAGUUUCUUUGACAGAAGGGAAAGUGGACCCACAGGGAAAUAUAAUUUUGCACUUAAUAUCACUUGCCUUAAAAAAAUCAAACUAGCCAAUUUUGUUUGUGAUUCAAAAAAUUAAAUCAUAGUAUUGUGUAUUUUCUUUCUUUUGUCUUGCUGCAUCUUAUUAUAACAUUCUUUGUCCAUAGAUAUAACCACCUUUUGUAUUUCCCUUAAAUAAAGAAUUUGCCAAUUUU
Messenger RNA from Gracilinanus agilis (Agile Gracile Mouse Opossum), 1334 nucleotides. RefSeq names its product crystallin mu (gene CRYM). The transcript is spliced from 8 exons. The coding region runs from base 101 to 1042 and encodes 313 amino acids. Lineage: Eukaryota; Metazoa; Chordata; Mammalia; Didelphimorphia; Didelphidae. Gene Ontology annotation, cellular component: cytoplasm. The record is from RefSeq and is a predicted model, not a curated record. Gene Ontology annotation, molecular function: thyroid hormone binding. Gene Ontology annotation, biological process: thyroid hormone metabolic process.